UCGAGUGCAAAGCAGGAAAAAUGUGCUCAAUUUGUGAGUCGAAAUUGAAGGAGUAUUAUGAGGUGGCGCUGGACUUGGUGAAGCAAUGCGGCCCUAUGCUGAUGGAGGGUUAUAGGAAGCCCAAAGCAGAUUUUACGGUUAAGAAAGAUUUCUAUGAUCUGGUCACUGUGUACGACAAGCAGAUUGAGGACUUCCUUACGAAGGGUUUGCAAACUGCCUUUCCCGAGUCUCUGAUCAUUGGUGAAGAGGAUUCGGCAGCUAACAAACGUCAAGCGGAGUUAACUGAUGCGCCCACCUGGAUCAUUGAUCCCAUUGAUGGCACUACAAAUUUCGUACAUCGCAUACCGCAUUGCUGCAUUUCGGUGGGUCUGGCCGUGCAAAAGGAGCUCGUCAUUGGCAUUAUCUAUAAUCCGCCGGCGAAUGAAUUAUUCGCGGCUUAUAAGGGACACGGCGCCUACCUAAAUGACCAGCGCAUACACACAUCCAAAGUGACUACGAUAAAUCAAGCUGUAAUUGCCCUAGAAAUCUCACUCAUACAUGCAGCCGCUGUUAGAGACAAGAAUAUCAAACGACUUUAUAAGUUAGGCUCAAAUGCCACAGCCACGCGCAGCUUUGGCAGCGGGGCUCUUGCUCUUUGCUAUGUGGCAACGGGACAAUGCGAUGCCUAUCACAUCGAUGAUCUGCAGCCCUGGGAUAUCGCAGCUGGCGCUGUUAUACUGAAAGAGGCGGGUGGCUCUAUAUACCAUACCAAAGGCGGCAAAUUCAAUAUUAUGAAGCCCGAUUUGGCAUGCGCCGGCACAGAAGAGCUGGCCAAGAAUGUAAUUAGCCUCAUUGCAGAGGCUGAUAAAAUAACUGAAUAUACAUUUAAGUAAAUGAUAUGUAAAUGAAUAUUUUAAAGCUCAGACA
Molecule: messenger RNA, 906 nt
Organism: Drosophila hydei
Lineage: Eukaryota; Metazoa; Arthropoda; Insecta; Diptera; Drosophilidae
Product: inositol monophosphatase 2
Exons: 3
Coding region: 21-872 (283 amino acids)
Biological process (GO): phosphatidylinositol phosphate biosynthetic process; signal transduction; inositol metabolic process
Molecular function (GO): inositol monophosphate 1-phosphatase activity
Source: RefSeq, a predicted model, not a curated record